AUUUGAUUGGACGGUUUUAAUGUUUUCCUUUUCAAACUCGCUUUUGAACCGGAAGCUCUAAACGAGCCGGUGAAAAAGUGAAGCACGCAGGAAUGAGUGUUUGAAUCCGGCUGCAGGGCUCAGGCUGGCGGAGACCAUGAGAGGAAGAGCUCAGCGCAAGGUGGUGACGUCAGGAAGGCUGACGGGAGCAGUCAGAGGGGGUCUAGCCACCUUAAAUCCAGGAACAGCUCCCUGCCCUGAGCCGGCCUACUCUCUGUACUCUACCGACUCCGAGGACCAGGUCAUCAGUCUGCACAAGGGUCUGGACCGCUGUGCUGCCCUGCUCAGUGGGAUCCUUCAGGCUGAUGAGGCAGUGUCUCCAAGGCUUCACAGAACAGUAAGCAGUGUAGCAGUCAAACCAAGGCUAUCCACAUCAAUGGGGAAAAAGAGCUUGAAGAAAGGGCCUCCAAAGGCAGGCCAGAAGAGCGUGUCAGGCCAGCGUGGAUCGGACAGCAGAACUCCACGAGGACACCCAUCUGCCCGUCCUGCACCACAUUCAGGAGUGAAGCUACAUCCACCUCAGAAACGAUGUCCCACCCAGCUGCAGUCUCACUUACUUUCAGCACACGACCAAACACCUCGACUUCUUCCUCACACCGUCAGUCCACCCCAGCACGAGGCGUCCAUCCUUCUGUCUGUGCGUCAGUCCUCCUCUCUCUCGAGCCAUCAGACUGCCUGCCGGCCUGACUCUGAAACGCCUCACACUACGUGUGAUGAAGCACAAGAGUUUGUUCCUGUGAGAGACACAAACACCCAGAGCCCCAGCACACACACUCUCACACAUGCACAUGGAGACAGCUGCAGUAUGAAGAUGGCACACUUACAGCUGGAGCCUGGACAGGCUGAGGAGAGCAACAUUGAGGCACAAACAAAAGCUCACAAGCUUCAGUAUCUAUUCGCACAACUCAAGGCUCUGAUUGCUGGACAAGGCAGUGUAGCAGAGAGCCUACUCAGUCAUCUGGAGCAGACUGUGUCCCCAGCACAGAUGAAUAUUAGUGCUUCAAACACCCAGAGUGUGUCCGACCUGCACAGGUGUGUGAGGAUCCUGGACCAGCAGCCAGAGACGGAGAGACAUCAGAACCAGGCGAUACUCUGGCAGAGACUUCAGAAAGAGCUCACUGCUGCUCAGUCCAGGCUGCAGGAACUCCAAGAUGACCUGACGGACCUACGGAAAACCCUGCAGGACACACAGAGCCAGCUGAGAGACCGAGAGGCUGAAACUGCACUCGUUAAGAUGGAGCUGGAGGCCAGUAAGAGUAGGUUACUGGACAGUGAGCGGGAGAAGAGUAAGCUGGCCUCGCUGGCACAGCAAAGGCUGAAGGAGAUGGAACACCUUAAAAGUCUCCUCUCAUCAGAUUAUCCUGCUGUUGUUGACAGCUCUGUGUCAGAGACAAGCCAACACCAGCACAGACGGGAUCCGCCAGCGCCCCCUACUGACCAUAUCGCCCAAUACCUGAAGUCUCUUAGCCAGAUGGCGCCUGUGCAGUGUGUGGAUGCAGAGAGAGAUUCAGACUCAGCAUCACAUCUAGACAUCACCGCUCAGAGGAGUGAAGAUCCUGCAGGGACUCGGCACGAGUCUAAUCGUGAGCGGUCCACUGGUCCAGGUGAAGCCCUGCGGCCAGAGGACGCUCGCAGGCAGCUGUUUAACUCCACGCUGUCCCAGAGUGAAACAGAGUCUGUGUGGUCUGAUUUGACCUUUGACACCAGAGACGAAGCAGCGUUCAGAGACGGUCUGGCAGCUUUAGAUGCUAGCAUAGCCAGUCUGCAGAAGACUAUUAAGCUGGACCUGAGGAGGUGACCGUGCUGGUCUUUGUAUUCAUCCAUGUUUGGGCCUUGUUGAUGAACCGUUCUGUAAAGUGUUGAAGAUUUGGAAUAAAGCUGUUUUUAUGAAUUUCUUCAUGGACAGCACACUGCUUUGUUCUGCUGCUCGUGGAGAUUUACAACUUUCUCUCUAACAAGUCAGACAGUGCUGCGUGAAGAGUUCUGUCCAAAUCACUGAAAGUACACCAAAAAUGAUCCUUUAUUCUGGCGGGCUUGGAUAGUCAAACUCCUCAGGUUAGUGAAUUUGCACAAGAAAGCAGAAAAUGAUCAGCAUGAACCCAAAGGCAGUCUGAGGAGAAAAAAAUGGACUGAAGGGAAAGUACUGAGAUGAUCUCAGAGGCUGUGGAAGUGGUGCAUUAUCUCUGGGGUUAAUAUAAAUGUACAGACGGGCAAAAUAAAUCCAGCAGCCACAAUGGUUUGAGUGCACGGUGUCGUCGACAAACGUGGAGCACAGGCCUGGUAUCGCAGCGAAGCUUCUACCUCAGUGAUGUCAUCCCUGAGUUCAGGCAGUCUUUAGGUUUCUCGUCAGGCAGCCUGAUGUCACCUUCUUGUAGUAAACAGCCUGGCCUCUUUGGUGUGUUUAAAUGUGAUGUCAAACAUGUUUAAACUGUACUUUAAUGUAUUUGAAAAGUAUGAUUAAAAUUCAAGACAACCACAAA
Oreochromis niloticus (Nile tilapia) is the source of this 2519-nucleotide messenger RNA. It is a transcript of the gene ccdc14, whose product is annotated as coiled-coil domain containing 14. The transcript is spliced from 11 exons. Lineage: Eukaryota; Metazoa; Chordata; Actinopteri; Cichliformes; Cichlidae. The record is from RefSeq and is a predicted model, not a curated record. Gene Ontology annotation, cellular component: centriolar satellite. Bases 137 to 1837 code for a protein of 566 amino acids. Gene Ontology annotation, biological process: protein localization to centrosome.